AUGAGAAGGGAUGAAUAUUUAAGAAAACUCAAAUGGACAGUACCAAAUGAAAUGUUAGUAUUGAAAAACAUGUUCCAUGACAAAAUAAAACCAACUACAGAAAUAAAUGACGCAAGACUGAAACGUUGGGUAAAAGCUUUCCCAUUCACAAAAGAUAUUAUUGGUUACAUGGAAAGAAAACCAGAAUGGCUACAAAAACAUAUAUUUGGAAACGAGCUUAUUCCAUAUGGACAAGCUCUGUUUGAAGAGCUUGAACCGGAAACUCAGGAAAGAGUCAUGCAAACAAUAAGCGAAGACUCAAAUACAAACUAUGACAAAAUCUUUCUAGGAUAUAGGUUACCUGAGAUGGGCGACCAGAGCCCAAAGGCAAAAAGGACAUGGGAAAUUUACAACAUACUAGGUGAACAUGAGGCAAAGAUGCUACAACUUGAAGCAGAGGGCAAGUUACCAAAAGCGACACCAAAGAAGAAGAGAAGAGUAGAACAAAGUGAAAGUAGUGAAGAAGUAACUUCAUCUAGUGAAAGUAGUGGCAAUGAAGGAAAAAGAAGAGUUAAAGAUUCAGUUAAAAACUCAGUCAGGAAGAAAGUAAAGCUUGGUCCGAGUGGGUUCUAUUAUGACAUAUAA
Molecule: messenger RNA, 624 nt
Organism: Trichomonas vaginalis G3
Lineage: Eukaryota; Parabasalia; Trichomonadida; Trichomonadidae
Product: protein of unknown function, DUF4106 family
Exons: 1
Coding region: 1-624 (207 amino acids)
Source: RefSeq, a predicted model, not a curated record